This is a messenger RNA of Abrus precatorius (Indian licorice), 2643 nucleotides long. RefSeq lists its product as uncharacterized. Lineage: Eukaryota; Viridiplantae; Streptophyta; Magnoliopsida; Fabales; Fabaceae. The transcript is spliced from 11 exons. The coding region runs from base 1 to 2643 and encodes 880 amino acids. The record is from RefSeq and is a predicted model, not a curated record.
AUGAAGCCAACUUCUCUUACAGUUCCCUUAGUCCAGGAAAUAGCAAAGGAGGGUUUGGCCAUAGUUCCAGAGCGUUAUGUUCUUCCACAUAACGAGCGUCCAAUAAUAUCUACCACUACUCCUUUACCCCAAAUUCCUGUCAUUGAUUUGAGCAAAUUGUUGUCCCAAAAUCUCAAGGGAUCUGAACUGGAGAAGCUACACUAUGCCUGCAAAGAAUGGGGUUUCUUUCAGCUAAUUAAUCAUGGAGUCAGCACUUCACUGGUGGAAAAUGUGAAGACAGGUGCUCAAAAAUUGUUCAAUCUUCCAAUCGAAGAGAAGAAGAAGUUUCAGCAGAGAGAAGGAGACAUUGAGGGAUAUGGUCAACUCUUUGUCGUAUCUGAGGAUCAGAAACUUCAGUGGGGAGAUGCGCUUUACAUGUUCACUUUGCCACCAGAGAAAAGGAAACCCUACUUGUUUUCAAACUUCCCGUUGUCUUUCAGAAAUGAUUUCGAGGCCUAUUCUGGAGAAGUAAAUAAACUUGCCAUCCAAAUCCUAUGCCUAAUGGCAAAUGCCCUCGCAAUGGACACUAGGGACAUGACAGAGGCAUUUGCCCCAGGGAGUCAAGCAAUGAGGCUUAAUUAUUAUCCACCAUGUCCCCAACCAGAGCUUGUGAUGGGACUCAAUCCCCAUUCUGAUGGUGGGGGCCUCACAAUCCUUCUCCAAGUCAAUGAUGUAGAAGGCCUACAAAUAAAUAAAGAUGGACAAUGGAUUCCUGUUAAGCCCCUCCCUAAUGCCUUCAUCAUUAACAUUGGAGACGUGCUGGAAAUAAUAACAAACGGAAUAUAUCGGAGCAUUGAGCACCGAGCAACGGUUAACUCGGAGAAGGAGAGGCUUUCGAUAGCGGCGUUUAGCAUUCCUCGUAUGGAAUCAAUGAUAGGUCCAGCACUGAAUGAUUUAGAGACUUAUUCAGAGGAAUUAAGAAACCUAGCGCUCCAAGUUAUUGACCUUAUGGCGGAUGCCUUAUCAGUGGACACCAUGGAAAUGAGAGAGUUAUUUGGUGAAGGGACUCAAACAAUGAGGCUGAAUUAUUAUCCUCCUUGUCCCCAACCAGAGCUCGUGAUGGGACUCAAUCCUCAUUCUGAUGCCGGUGGACUCGCCAUCCUUCUCCAAGCCAAUGAAGUUGAAGGUCUUCAAAUAAGAAAAGAUGAACAGUGGAUUCCUGUUAAACCACUUCCUAAUGCUUUCAUCAUCAAUAUUGGAGACAUGUUGGAGAUAAUAACUAAUGGAAUUUACCAAAGCAUUGAGCACCGAGUAACAAUUAACUCAAACAAAGAGAGGCUUUCCAUAGCCACAUUUUACAACCCUGGUAUGGAUGCUAUUUUAAGACCAGCACCAAGCCUUAUUACUCCCCAAACACCAGCACUGUUCAAAAGUAUUAGUACUCCAGAAUACUACAAAGGAUACCUUACGAAAGAACUACGUGGUAAAUCAUUCCUCGAUACCAUGAAGAUCCCAAAUGAAAAUGUUCAGAAAAACUCUUAUAAUAAAAUGUUACGCGGAGCUCGUGAGUGGCUUAGACCAGUCAUAGCCAUGGAAUCAAUUUCUCUUCCGGUGCCCUCUGUCCAAGAAAUAGCAAAGAAGGGACUAAAGAGUGUGCCAGAGCGCUAUGUUCGUCCACAUCAUGAGCGUCCAACAUUAUCAUCUACCAUUACACCCUUACCUCAAGUUCCAGUCGUUGACGUCAGCCGAUUGUUGUCCCAAGAUCACAAGGAAUCUGAGCUUAAUAAGCUGCACUCUGCAUGCAAAGAGUGGGGUUUCUUUCAGUUAAUUAAUCAUGGAGUCAGCAAUUCGUUAUUGGAGAGUGUGAAGAAAGGAGUUGAAAAAUUCUUCAAACUUCCAAUUGAAGAGAAGAAGAAGUUUGGUCAGAGACAAGGAGAAUUAGAGGGAUAUGGUCAGGCCUUUGUUGUUUCUGAAGAACAGAAAUUGGAAUGGGCAGAUUUGUUUAUCAUUCUUACUCUCCCAUCACACUUAAGGAAGCAACACUUGUUCCCUAACAUCCCUUUACCAUUCAGAGAUGAUUUAGUGACCUAUUCUGCUGAGUUGAAAAACCUUGCAAUCCUAGUGAUUGACCUUAUGGCAAAUGCCCUUGAAGUGGACCCCAAGGAAAUUAGAGAGAUCUUAGGUGAAGGGCUUCAAUCAAUGAGGAUGAAUUAUUAUCCACCGUGCCCCCAACCAGAGUUAGUGAUGGGACUCAAUCCUCAUUCUGAUGGUGGAGCCCUAACUAUCCUUCUCCAAGCCAAUGAAGUGGAAGGUCUUCAAAUUAAAAAAGAUGGACUGUGGAUUCCUGUUAAACCCCUUCCCAAUGCUUUUAUCGUCAACAUUGGAGACUCAAUGGAGAUGAUAACAAAUGGAAUAUACCGAAGCAUUGAACAUCGAGCUACGGUUAAUUCAGACAAGGAGAGGCUUUCCAUAGCCACAUUUUAUAGCCCCAGUUUGGAGUCAAUUUUAGGUCCGGUACCAAGUCUUGUCACUCCAAACACCCCAGCGGUUUUCAAAAGAAUUAGUGUAAAAGAAUACAGCGAAGGAUACCUUUCACGUGAACUUCGUGGGAAAUCAUACCUUGAUAGCAUGAGGAUCCAAAAUGAAAAUGACAAAAACUCUUAA